This is a messenger RNA of Triplophysa dalaica, 3664 nucleotides long. RefSeq names its product transmembrane 9 superfamily member 3 (gene tm9sf3). The transcript has 15 exons. Bases 120 to 1895 code for a protein of 591 amino acids. NCBI's taxonomy places the organism in Eukaryota, Metazoa, Chordata, Actinopteri, Cypriniformes, Nemacheilidae. The record is from RefSeq and is a predicted model, not a curated record. Gene Ontology annotation, biological process: protein localization to membrane. Gene Ontology annotation, cellular component: membrane.
AACUCGUAUGUGAGCAUACUGAGACAGCCACUGUCAUAGAACCAGGAAGAAGGAAGGUGGGUUAGCCCCCCAAAAAAGAUACCAUCACAAAUCAGUUGGAGAACGUUCCUUAGAAAACCAUGGGGGUCUCCAGGUGGAAGAUCGCAGGGGUUGUCUUGACGACUGUUUUAAGUGUGUUACUGCCAAUUCGAGCGGAUGAACACGAACACAAGUACACAGAUGACGAGGAGGUGGUUCUAUGGAUGAAUACUGUGGGCCCUUAUCACAACAGACAGGAGACUUAUAAGUACUUCUCUCUACCAUUCUGUGUGGGUUCGAAGAAAACUAUAAGUCAUUACCAUGAGACAUUAGGAGAGGCGCUACAGGGAGUUGAAUUAGAAUUCAGUGGUCUGGACAUCAAAUAUAAAGUCGAGGUGUUGCAGAAAACGUACUGUGAUAUUGACCUGGACAAAGCUAAGAGAGAUGCGUUUGUCUACGCCAUCAAGAACCACUACUGGUACCAAAUGUACAUAGAUGACCUUCCCAUCUGGGGAAUUGUUGGUGAAGCUGAUGAGAAUGGGGAGGACCAUUAUCUCUGGACUUACAAAAAGCUGGAGAUCGGAUACAAUGGGGAUAGAAUCGUGGAUGUUAACCUGACCAGCGAGGGCAAAGUCAAGCUUGUGCCAAACACAAAAAUUCCCAUGUCUUACUCUGUGAAAUGGAAGAAAUCUGAUGUGAAAUUUGAGGACAGAUUUGACAAGUACCUUGAUCCAUCCUUCUUUCAACACAGAAUUCACUGGUUCUCAAUAUUCAAUUCCUUUAUGAUGGUGAUUUUCCUGGUGGGUCUUGUUUCAAUGAUCUUGAUGAGGACGUUAAGGAAAGACUAUGCAAGAUACAGCAAAGAAGAGGAAAUGGAUGACAUGGAUCGUGAUCUUGGCGAUGAGUAUGGAUGGAAACAGGUUCACGGUGAUGUGUUCAGGCCGUCCAGCCACCCGCUGAUCUUCUCCUCCCUUAUCGGCUCUGGAUGUCAGAUCUUCUCUGUUUCUUUUAUUGUUAUUGUUUUGGCAAUGAUUGAGGACUUGUAUACAGAGAGAGGCUCCAUGCUUAGUACAGCCAUAUUUGUUUAUGCUGCUACGUCCCCAGUCAACGGCUACUUUGGUGGCAGUCUGUAUGCAAAACAAGGAGGCAGGAGAUGGAUAAAACAGAUGUUUAUAGGAGCUUUUCUGAUUCCUGCCAUGGUGUGUGGCACAGCAUUCUUCAUAAAUUUCAUUGCCAUCUACUACCACGCUUCCAGAGCCAUCCCAUUCGGCACCAUGGUUGCAGUCUGCUGCAUCUGUUUUUUUGUAAUUCUACCACUAAACCUGGUGGGGACAAUUCUGGGCAGGAACCUGUCUGGCCAGCCCAACUUUCCCUGCAGGGUCAAUGCUGUACCCAGACCCAUCCCUGAGAAGAAAUGGUUCAUGGAACCAGCUGUUAUCGUGUGUCUGGGUGGCAUCCUUCCAUUCGGAUCAAUAUUUAUUGAGAUGUACUUCAUUUUCACAUCCUUCUGGGCUUACAAGAUAUACUAUGUGUACGGAUUUAUGAUGCUGGUGCUUGUGAUCCUGUGCAUUGUGACGGUCUGUGUUACCAUUGUCUGUACCUACUUCCUUCUUAACGCAGAAGACUACAGAUGGCAAUGGACAAGCUUUCUCUCAGCAGCAUCAACAGCAGUUUACGUUUACAUGUACUCCUUCUACUACUAUUUCUUCAAAACAAAUCAUUUUUUCCCCAGGAUGUAUGGAUUAUUUCAGACGUCAUUCUAUUUUGGCUACAUGGCUGUCUUCAGUACCUCUCUGGGAAUCAUGUGUGGAGCGGUGGGUUACAUGGGAACAAGUGCCUUCGUGAGGAAGAUUUACACAAAUGUGAAAAUUGACUAGAAGCUCCACAGUGACACUGCAGAUCAGCCGACACUUCUUCCCGAUCAAAGCGGGCACAAAGUCUCCAUUUAUUUUGCAAGAAAAGAUUGUGGUAUCUUGUACAAAAUCUAGUUUUCCAUUUUCUCUAUGAAUUAAAACUUUGCGACACGAUGCGUACACAAGGGUAAAAUGAAGGGUGAAACAAACAGGACUUUUAAUUUUCUAUUUUAUUUGAUCAGAUUUUUGUUUUUCCCUCCGGUUGAAAUGCAGACCAUAAAUGCAGAUUAACCGGAAAAAAAAGUACAACACAGCAUUGCUCCUAUUUCUUAUAACGCUAUUCCACCCAAGAACCAUUGAACAGAUCUUUAUUGAUGCAAUAGUCUAGCUCUCUUCAGUGAAGAGGCCAAAGUGUAUGGAGAGCCUUUGUUCUUUUAUAUGAGAAUAUAGGAGAGUGGGGUUGACAUCCAUCCUCUUGCUUGUCUGUUUUGUAUUACAGAGUUGUACAAUGCCAUCAUUGUAUUGUUUUACACACUUACGAAUCACACCAAAAGCAUAACGUGGUAUGAAGUUCCAAAAUAGACCGUUGUUUUGUUUAAUAAAUAGAUAAACCAAUAUGAUGUGAAGCAGCCAGGUUUUAGCUCUACCUUCUGGUUUUCUAUAGUUCAGAACAGCAGAGCAGAGAACUUGGCACUUUAGAUACUGUACAGUUCACUGUCCGUAACAGAUUACGGUGAGACGGAUAAUCUUUGGUUUGGUGGCAGAAUGUUUUAAUGGGUUGUGUGAUGUGAUAUUUUUUCUCCAGUUCAGUCUUAUGUUACUCUUUGAGUUUGAAUGAAGUCCGCUUGUAAAAAUAAUAUAUGGAGGGGGGGUGACGUGUAUAUAACCCUAAAACUGUAGAUGUAGAUCCCAAAUGUAUUUUGGUUGUACAGAUUUAUUAAAGGGUGUUUUUCUUUUUCAUAAUGGACAGUCUGUUAAAACUUUUUUCGUUGAAGGGUGGGGUGGGCUUGGUAGCACAGUUACAUCUUGCCUGGAUAAUGCAUGAAUCUCACCAAAUCAUAAAAUCAGAUUCUGUUUGUUUCUCGGAAUUAGGUGACCCCGUCUCACUACCCUUUCAUUCUCUACCCUUCAUUUGCAUCUUGUAGAACAGUCUAAAAAAUAAGUGCUUCAUUGACUUUGUGCUGCUCAUAGAGGAGAUAGUCAUCAGCUUUUUUAUUAUUAUUAUUUUAAAGGGUUGAAAGACCAUUCAUUGAUUUGAACGAUCAGCUCUCUCGUGCUUAUUUUUGUAUCCAUGAUUUGAACCAAAUUGUGAAUGUCAGACACAAUUGAGGCACUCAUGCUAAAUAUCUGCAGGCAUACUGUACAAAGUGAAGUUAUUGUACACUUUACUAGAUGUUUUCAUGGUUGAGUGCAGAAACACUUAGACCAAGCUGUUGUUGUUUUUUUUUCUUAUGUUCCAUUGUGUAAAUACAGUAUGUAACUAAAAAAGUUGAAAAGUGGCAAAGCCUUUUUCUAAACCUCAUUCCUCCCAGUUUGAAGUUGAUUUCUGGUUCUUCAUGUCAUGUUCCAUGUGAAGUCUAAAAAGACAUUUUUAAAUGCGAUAUUAACUUGCUGUAAAAAGGAUGAAAAGAAAUAAACAUUGGUUUUGAGGUAAUGUAGGCAUGGUUUGUACAUGAAGGCAACGUUUUCCAUUAAAAAUUUCUGCCCAAGGACAGUUGUUUUUGAGAAUCACAAAAUCAGUAUGUAAUGAUUGCAGUUUUCAGUCAAUAGAAUAAACAAAUGGUGUGAUGGCA